CGCUCAGCUGCUGCUGCUGCUGCUUUCACGGUCUCGCUAAUUACAUUAUUAUGGCUGCCACUAAUGGAAUCAUCUUGUCGCUUCGAAAUAUCCUUCUGUCAAGAAAAGAAAACAUUUUCUUAUCCUCUUUCAAGUGCCAUUUUCAUUCAUCGAAAAUCAUAUCUCACGCUCCUGCAACACAGAGUGAUACCGCUUUACAACAAGAAAAUGAAGAAUUUAGGGUGCUUGAGAUUCCAGGUGUUAACAUAAAAAAAAAGAAAGGAAUGCAGAAAAAAAGAAGAAAAGAGUCUCUUCCUCCUCGUUAUCACAAAAUGAAAAUCACAGAUGACUGGACAAACGUUUGGCCGACAGCAUCAACAUUCAAACACUCUGCCAUUCCAUUUCCUGUUAGACAGGGUUUCAUUGCGAGACCAAGUGAAAAUCAAAACCUUGGAGUUCCUCCAGAUCGUUAUGCUAAUACGGAGUUGAUGAAAAUACCAAAUUUCCUUCAUCUAACACCUGUCCAUGUUGCCAAGCAUUGUAAGGCCUUGAAAAAAUUUUGUACUCCUUGGCCUGAAGCUUUAAGUACUGACAGCCUAUGUGAGCAGCAUUUUCCAGUAGAAGUAAUCUCAUCUGAUUAUUGCUUUUCGGGUCCUACUGUUAGAGAUGCUAGGGCCCGAGUAGUGACCUUUAAGUUGAAUAUAUCAAGCCUUAAUCUUGACCAUCAUGCUAAAGAUAAAAUGGUGCGACUUUUAAAAGAUCGGUACAAUGAAACUACUGGUGAAAUCACUCUCAAAACAGAUCGAUGUCCUUUGAAGAAACAGAAUUAUGACUAUCUGGUUUAUGUAUUGACUGCAUUAUAUCAUGAAUCAUGUCGAGUGGAGCCUUGGGAAUCUGAGAAAACUGAAGCCGACUGGGAAUGUUUUUUCUGGGAUAAGAAUGUUUCAAGAAAGAAUAUAGUCCAACUGCUUCAAAGAAUUAAAGAUACUGAUAGCAGUAAUGGGUCUGAGGCCUCUGAUGACAAACAACUACCUAAUCUACCAUCAGAUGCCUCAGAAGAAACUGUUGUUGCUCUUCCUCAAGUUCAGGCUUACAAAAAAGCUCUAACAUCAAUGAUUGAUGAGGGUGAAAAUACAGAAAACUUGAAAGCAUAUAAAGAAAGUGUAAAAAACUUGUUAAAUAUAAAAACAACAUUUUAAACUGUUAUACUGAGACAUCUUUAGACUAUUUGUGAAAUAGGAGUUAAAAAAUGCCCUUUAUUACCUCAUCCAUCACAGAUUUCUAGCCAUUGAAAGUCUAUCUUCCUGAAAUUCUUCUGCAUAGUUUUUCUCAGAUUUAACAUGUUGCUUGAUAUGGGGUGAUUAAAGUAUUAGGGGUGUUUUUUGCCUUUUUUAUAAAUAAAUUAUUUUAAAAAUUGUUUA
Octopus sinensis (East Asian common octopus) is the source of this 1400-nucleotide messenger RNA. RefSeq names its product 28S ribosomal protein S35, mitochondrial. The transcript has 9 exons. Gene Ontology annotation, molecular function: structural constituent of ribosome. The record is from RefSeq and is a predicted model, not a curated record. Gene Ontology annotation, biological process: mitochondrial translation. Gene Ontology annotation, cellular component: mitochondrial small ribosomal subunit. Lineage: Eukaryota; Metazoa; Mollusca; Cephalopoda; Octopoda; Octopodidae. Bases 51 to 1178 code for a protein of 375 amino acids.